UUUGGAGAUGUGCCCCUUUCUAUUUUGUGUACAGUGCUCUGCUAACUGCAACGGCGGUUUCAAGACCCGAGAUGUUCACUGCAUUGAUGUUCGUGAAAAGCGACUUCUCAGGCCUUUUCAUUGCCAAUUACUCGGAUAUAAACCACAACUCAACACUAGUUGUAACACGGAGCCUUGCUUGCAGUGGCAUGUGGAGCCCUGGAAUGAGUGUACCGUUUCUUGUGGAGGGGGCAUUCAGCAAAGAACUGUGAAGUGCAUGAAUAUAGAAACUAAUGAGACUGAAGAUGACAGUAUGUGUGUGGAUAAACCCAAGCCCACAGAGUAUCAGAAAUGCAAUCUGCAAGAGUGCAGGAAAAGUACAGGGGUACCCUGCAGCAAAGACCAACUGUCGGUUCACUUCUGCCAGAGACUGAAAGGCAUCGGCAAGUGCUUGCUGCCGUCAAUACAGAUUCAGUGCUGCUUCACGUGUAGUCAGCCCCGAAUUCGUAACAAAGCAAGAUACUGGGAUCAGCGAGGCCUCAAACAACAAAAUUACACUAAAUCUAGAAGAAAAUCACCUCAAAACCAAGAAAACAACAACCAAGCUGCUCGGCCCUAGCUGUUUUUUAUCUAGUUGCUUUGAGUAGGGCUGCUGUUUACAGGUUUUACGUUCCUUCUUUUUUUUCUGAACCAUCCAACAUAAAUGGAAAUCUGUGAUCAAAACUGGGAAAACACAUCCCUUGGGGUU
Molecule: messenger RNA, 727 nt
Organism: Cariama cristata (Red-legged seriema)
Lineage: Eukaryota; Metazoa; Chordata; Aves; Cariamiformes; Cariamidae
Product: A disintegrin and metalloproteinase with thrombospondin motifs 12-like
Exons: 3
Coding region: 8-598 (196 amino acids)
Biological process (GO): extracellular matrix organization
Cellular component (GO): extracellular matrix
Molecular function (GO): metalloendopeptidase activity
Source: RefSeq, a predicted model, not a curated record